Syngnathus acus (greater pipefish) is the source of this 587-nucleotide messenger RNA. It is a transcript of the gene fabp2, whose product is annotated as fatty acid binding protein 2, intestinal. The transcript has 4 exons. Gene Ontology annotation, biological process: fatty acid transport. The record is from RefSeq and is a predicted model, not a curated record. The coding region runs from base 129 to 527 and encodes 132 amino acids. NCBI's taxonomy places the organism in Eukaryota, Metazoa, Chordata, Actinopteri, Syngnathiformes, Syngnathidae. Gene Ontology annotation, molecular function: fatty acid binding. Gene Ontology annotation, cellular component: cytosol; nucleus.
UCGAAGAGCAGAUAAGCGUGCUUGAAAAGGAGACACGCUGAUGACACUCUCUUGCUUUGCUGCAGAGUCACAACCCCCUAAGCCACUUUCGCUCACCACCUGUUUUCACCCUCAUCGCCACCAGCACCAUGACUUUCAACGGCAACUGGAAAGUGGACCGCAAUGACAACUAUGACAAGUUUAUGGAACAAAUGGGUAUCAAUAUGGUGAAGAGGAAGCUGGCCUCCCACGACAAUCUAAAAAUAACCAUCGAGCAGAACGGAGACAAGUUCCACGUGAAGGAGAGCAGCAAUUUCCGCACCCUGGAACUCGACUUCACCCUGGGGGUCAACUUCGAUUACAGCCUGGCUGACGGCACUGAAGUAUCUGGCUCGUGGGCACUGGAGGGCGAAACGCUGAAGGGCACCUUCACCAGGAAAGACAACGGCAAGCCGCUGAUAACCACAAGAAUUGUGCAAGGAGAUGAGCUCAUACAGAGCUACAGCUAUGACGGCGUUGAUGCUAAAAGGAUUUUCAAGCGGGCUUAGGUUUGAGCAAUCUUCCGAGGAGGUUACAGACAAUAUUGUAUGACUUACUGUAAACCUGCA